GCCAGCCUGGACGCUGCGCGCCGCCGCCGCCACGGGCCGCGAUGCGCAGAGGGUCCCCGCCGUCCCGGGGCCGCCGCGCCGCACCAUGAAGCUCCGCAGUAAGGCGGCAGCGCUGCUUCUUCUGGCGCUGGCCGUACUGCUGCUGGCGCUGCUGUCCUUGCGCACCCGCCGCGACCCGGAGCCCCCUGCGUUCCCCGCGCUUCCCGAGGCUGUCCCUCAGCGCCUCCACGCGCCGGUCCCCACGCGCCCUCCGGAGCCCCACGCCUUCCCCGGGGUCGCCGGCCGACGCUCCCCUAGGCGCUGGCCCCCGCGUCCGCGCCCCCGAGCCGGCCGCCCGCGCGCCGCCAGCCGCGAGAAGUUGGCGAGGAGGCCUGGCGAAGCUAGGAACUUGCACCCCGUGCCACCCGAGCUCUGGAUUCACCUGGCUGUGGUGGCCUGUGGUAACCGGUUGGAGGAGACGCUGGUCAUGCUCAAGUCAGCCGUGCUCUUCAGCCACAGGAAGAUGUGCUUUCACAUCUUCACGGAAGAUGCGCUGAAGCCUGAGUUCGAUAAGCAGUUGCGUCAGUGGCCCGACUCAUAUACAAAGAAGUUUGAACACAGAAUCUACCCCAUCACAUUUUCCGUUGGAAACCCCCAAGAAUGGAAGAAAUUAUUCAAACCCUGUGCCGCCCAGAGGCUCUUCCUUCCGGUGAUCUUAAAGGAUGUGGACUCGCUUCUCUACGUGGACACGGAUGUCCUCUUUCUGAGGCCCGUGGAUGAUAUCUGGAAGCUUCUGAGACAGUUCAACUCCACCCAGCUUGCCGCCAUGGCCCCAGAGCAUGAAAUCCCCAAGAUUGGCUGGUACAGCCGCUUUGCCCGCCAUCCUUUCUACGGCUCUACAGGGGUUAAUUCAGGGGUCAUGCUCAUGAACUUAACUCGCAUCAGAAGUACCCAGUUCAAGAACAGCCUGAUUCCAGCAGGCCUGGCUUGGGAGGACAUGCUGCUCCCGCUGUACCAGAAGUAUAAGAAUGCCAUCACGUGGGGAGACCAGGAUUUAUUAAAUAUUAUUUUUUAUUUCAACCCAGAGUGUCUCUAUGUGUUCCCCUGCCAGUGGAACUACCGCCCUGAUCACUGCAUGUACGGAAGCAAUUGCAAAGAGGCUGAGCGGGAAGGUGUGUCUGUUCUGCACGGCAACCGAGGCGUCUACCAUGACGAUAAGCAGCCCACUUUCCGAGCCCUCUAUGAAGCAAUCCGGGAUUUUCCCUUUCAAGACAAUCUGUUCCAAUCCAUGUACUACCCGCUCCAGCUGAAGUUUUUGGAGACAGUGCACACGCUGUGUGGACGGAUCCCCCAGGUCUUUCUGAAGCAGAUUGAGAAAACGAUGAAAAGGGCUUACGAGAAGCACGUCAUCAUCCACAUGGGCCCCAACUCCAUGAGCUGAGUGCCCCCCUUGCUCUGAGUCAGCCUGGCGUCUGUGACUGAGGACAUGGAUCCUAUGCUGCCCGGAUAUUUGUGUGUGGGCAUAUUUACUGGUGCUCUGUGACUGCUGAGUUUCAAAUGCCUGGUUACAUUGUGCUUGAGUUGUUUAUCCCUAAAAGGGAAAGUGCUUUUCUUUAUUAUUUUUAAAUACUAUUUAUCUUUUUUUAAAAAGUUAUUAUUAUGAAUUUAACAUUGUCCCAGCAGGUUGAGAGAGAAAAGGGAACUUUUCCUAGCCCUCAAAUAUGAGACCCUAUCAGUGUAUGCAAGGUCAUAAUUACCUGAUAUUCUUUAGAACCUUCCUAUGCAACUUGCUCUCUCACCCCCAUUAAGAAAUAAUGUGUGUUGGGGCUGGUAGGAUGGCUAAAUGGUAAGAGCAUGUGCCACUAUGCCUGAUGGCCUGUGUUCCCAAUUCCCUCAGAUCGAGAGGAUUCUAAGAAGAGGAUUGACUCAAGUUAUCCUGACCUUCAUGUGGGCCCACACACCCACAAAUAAAGAUAUGUAAUAUUAAAAAUAACAAUAGGGGGCUAGAGAGAUGGCUCAGUGGUUAAGAGCACUGACUGCUCUCCUUGAGGAUCCAGGUUCAAUUCCCAGCAUCUACAUGGCAGCUCAAAACUGUCUGGAAUUCUAGUUCCAGGGGCACUGAAUACUUUUCCAGAGAACCUGGAUUUCAUUUCCAGGACCCACAUAAUGGCUCACAACCAUCUGUAACUCCAGGUCUAGGGGACCCAGCACCCUCUUUUAGCUUCCACAGCCAACAGACACACAAACAGUGUGCACAAAAUAAUAGCUUUUAAAAAUUAAAAUUAAAAUAAUAAUAUGUUGUGAGACAGACAAACUUGGAGAGAAUAAAGGUCAGUGAAUCACAGUCAAGAUUAGAUUAGAUGUAAUCCUACCAACCCCUGGAAGAGGUUGUCACCAUUGUAAUGUAUUUCUUUCCAGACUCGUUAAGACUUCCCUGACUUCUGUGUUCCCAUUGUAACACAUUUAAAACAUGCGACCUCGGUAAAGAUCAGCCUCUGUGCUAAGGUUUCACGUAGGAGACUAAAAAGCCAGACGAGAUAAUUACAGCACCGCUGUGUCUGGAAGAGGCUUUCAGACCAGCUAAUUGGGCAGCAUUUCAAGAUGAAGCGUGUGUCUGAGAGUACAUCCCAGAAGAAUUGCCGCGCUCCGAGGAGGGCGCAAUCAGGAGAAAUUUCUAUGCAACAAAAGCCUCGGAGAGAAAGCCCAAGGGAUCUCUUUAGCAAAGAGGUCUGAUUUUGUAUUUCUCCACGGACAAGAGCACUUGACUGAACUUCUGCGCAGUGGGUAGAAAUCCAAGGACAAGUUCAGGCUUUUGAGGGGGCUUUCC
Messenger RNA from Chionomys nivalis (European snow vole), 2806 nucleotides. It is a transcript of the gene Gxylt2, whose product is annotated as glucoside xylosyltransferase 2. Lineage: Eukaryota; Metazoa; Chordata; Mammalia; Rodentia; Cricetidae. The record is from RefSeq and is a predicted model, not a curated record. The transcript is spliced from 7 exons. Gene Ontology annotation, biological process: protein O-linked glycosylation via N-acetylgalactosamine. Gene Ontology annotation, molecular function: UDP-xylosyltransferase activity. The coding region runs from base 86 to 1420 and encodes 444 amino acids.